Molecule: messenger RNA, 3185 nt
Organism: Phoenix dactylifera (date palm)
Lineage: Eukaryota; Viridiplantae; Streptophyta; Magnoliopsida; Arecales; Arecaceae
Source: RefSeq, a predicted model, not a curated record
UGGGAGACGCAGAUGUCAGGUUGAUUGGCUUUGGCUAUCGGAAUCAUGGCUUCCGAGAUCUAUACGACCUGAUAGGGACGCAAAUUCCCAGUCCUGGACGUCAAAUCGCAUCAUCCGUUUAUGUGAGAUCGCCCAUGGCGGGGGGCUCCUCCUCCUCCUCCUCCUCCUUCUCGACCGCCCCCGCCCCAUCCCUCGUGGACUCGCUGUUCCAGCGCUCUCUGGACGACCUGAUCAAGGCCCUCCGCUCCCAGCCCGCCGGGGCCGAGCCCUCCCUCCUCUCCCGCGCCGUCGCCGAGAUCCGCCGCGAGAUCCGCUCGCCGGACCCCGACACCAAAGCUGUCGCCCUCCAGAAGCUCACCUACCUCUCCUCCCUCCACGGCCUCGACGCCUCCUGGGCCGCCUUCCACGCCCUCGAGCUCCUCCCCUCCCCCUCCCCCCUUCAUAAGCGCCUCGCCUACGUCGCCGCCUCCCUCUCCUUCCACCCCUCCACCACUGACGUCCUCCCCCUCUCCACCCACCAGCUCCGCAAGGACCUCUCCCCCUCCUCCCCUCCCCCCUUCUCCUCCCUCGCCCUCCACCUUCUCUCCCUCUCCGCCUCGCCCGACCUCGCCCUCCACCUCGCGCCCGACCUCCUCCCCCUCCUCUCCCCUCGCAGUUCUCCCUCCUCUCCUCUCCGCCCCAAGGCCGCUGCCGCUGCCCUCCGCACCCUCUCCGUCUGCCCCGACGUCGCCCCCCUCCUCUUCAAGCCCCUCGUUGACUGCCUCUCCUCCCCCGACCUCCGCGUCGUCUCCGCCGCCGUCGGCGCCUUCGCCGAGCUCGCCUCAUCCGGUGACCCCACCCCCUACCUCCCCCUCGCCCCCGAGUUCUACCGCGUCCUCGCCGAGUCCGGCAGCAACUGGAUCCUCAUCAAGCUCCUCAAGAUCUUCACCCGCCUCGCCCCUCUCGAGCCCCGCCUCGCUGCCCGCCUCGUCGACCCCCUCUGCGACCUCCUCCGCCGCUCCUCCGCCCAGUCCCUUGUCUUCGAGUGCGUCCGCACCGUCUUCUCUGGCCUCCCCGACCACGACCGCGCCGUCCGCCUCGCCGUCGACAAGGUCAGGGAGUUCCUCGCCAGCGCCGAUGACCCCAACCUCCGCUACCUCGGGCUGCGCGCCCUCUCCAUGCUCGGCCCGCGGCACUCCUGGGCCGUGGAGGAGAGCCGGGAGGCGGUGAUCCGGUCCCUCGCCGACCCCGACCCCAACAUACGCCGCGAGGCCCUGCACCUCAUCAUGGUGAUGGUGUUUGACAGCAACGUCGUCGAGAUCUCCGUUCUCCUGGUCAACUACGCCAUGAAGUCCGACCCCAUUUUCGCCAACGAACUACUCGACGCAGUGCUCACCACCUGCCGGAGGAACGUGUACGAGCUGAUCGUGGAUUUCGAUUGGUAUGUCUCGCUCCUCGGGGAGAUGGCCAGGAACCCGCACUGCACCCGGGGGGAGGAGAUCGAGCGGCAGAUCGUGGAUAUCGGGCUGAGGGUCAGGGAUGCGAGGCCGGAGCUCGUCCGCGUGGCUCGAGGUCUCUUGAUUGAUCCUGCUCUGCUUGGGAACCCGUUUCUCUGCAGGAUACUGUCUGCGGCUGCUUGGGUUUCGGGGGAGUAUGUCGAGUUCUCAAGGAAUCCGUUGGAGCUUGUCGAGGCACUGCUGCAGCCGAGGACUAGUCUUCUCCCUCCUUUGGUGAGAGCUGUUUAUAUUCAAGCAGUGUUUAAAGUUCUCGCCUUUUGUUUCAGUACAUAUAUCGAUCAACUGGAAAUCAGUCAACUUUCAUCCUCCAUUGUAGAAUCUAACACUGCUGCUGCUGCUAGUUGCAUAGCGGAUGGAAUUGCUGGGAUGGAGAGCACUGAUGGCAUUGCUACUGGUGACAAGCCAGCCUCGUUAUUCAGUUCGAUAGAGAACAAAGAUCCCUUUACAUGUGAAUCUCUUACAAAAUUGUUAAUUUUGAUUGAAACGGCAGUGGGUCCACUAUCAGAGAAUGAUGAAGUGGAAGUUCAUGGGCGGGCAAGGAAUCUGCUUGGUUUGAUUCACAUGUUACGGGAGAUUCUAACUUGGAAGACUGAGGAGCAGGGCUUUAUAAAAGAUAACAGGAUUGGUGAAAUUGUGAACCUUCUGCAAUCAAUGUUUUCUGAAGAGCUAGGUCCGGUUUCUGUGAAUGCUCAGAAUAGAGUUCCUGUACCUGAGGGUCUUGUUCUUGAGGAAAAUCUUGCUGAUCUUGCCUGGACUUUAACUGAGGAUGAUACCGCUCCAUCCAUGUCAAUUUCAUUUUCCCUUCGAAGUCAUCAACAUGGGAAGACAAAGGAUGCUGCUGCAUCAUCAGUUCGGUCAGCAUCUCUGCUUGCUGAACACCGUAAACGGCAUGGAUUGUAUUACCUUCCUACAGAGAAAGAUGAGACUGAAUCGAAUGAUUACCCACGUGCCAACGAUCCUCUGUUGCCAGCCAGUCAAGGUGAUGUACCUGAGGACCUUGUAAAGCUCACCAAGCAAUCACUGAUUCCCAGAAAGGUAAAGCACACAAAGCCACGCCCUGUAGUGAUAAAACUGGAUGAAGGUGAUGGAGUCUCAACUUUUCCUUCGACAACAGUGAAGGAAUCAAAAGAUGAUUUGCUAUCUGGUGCAAUACAUGAUGCUCUUUUGGGAGAAGGCAAACCAUCAUCAUCACAAAAAAGGUAUUCGGACAAGUCAUCCCGAGGAAGAGUCAAAGAUAUAGCAGAUACUGGUGAAUCUGUUUCUCAGUCAAAAGAAAAUCUAGAGUCGGGUAAUAGAGAACAUCGGAGUUCAGGUUCUAAGAGUAAACAUCGUGGUCAUGGUAAAGAAAGACAUAGAAGCCCUCAGAAGAAUGAGGAGAAGGAAGAGAAAAAUCAUAGGAACUCAGCAAGGAGCAGUCAUCAUCAUGAAAGACAUAAGCAUAGGCCAAGAGGGGAGGCUCUUCUAAAUGUAGCUCCACGGGCACCAGUUAUCCAACAUUUCCUUUUGUGAUUGAUUUUAACUUGUUUGGUGCAUUGUUUAUCUAGUCACAGUUUUGGAGGAAUUUAGAUGAUGCGGUGUAAUAUUGUUUGUUGCCCUUCUUGCUGAGGUCAGGCCUAGUGCUUUCUCCUUUUCUUUUGCGGUGCAUAUCUUUGUAUAUAUUCUAGUAUUAUAUGAAUUUGUUUCAGGGUU